CACGCCUCCACGGCAUCUGACAUUCGACCGCCAAACUCUGGAAUGUCCGCCCCGUCCGUCCACGCUGAGCCGCCACCCGAGGUGGUGCGCGACCCCGAAGGCCUGCAGUAUGAGACUGGCCCGCAGCUGGGCAAGGGCGGCUUCGCCAUCUGCCACCGCGCGAAACUGCUGGGCCACGAGCACCUCGGCAGCAGCACAGUCGCUUUGAAGAUCGUCCGGUCCAAGAUGGAGCCUCCCAAGCUGGCACAAAAGUUUGUGACUGAGCUCCAAAUCCACUCGAAACUGUCCCACCCCAACAUCGUUGAAUUCUACCGCGCCUUCUCCUUCCAUUCGAGCACCUACGUAGUCCUGGAGCUGUGUGAAAACGGCUCCCUCGCCGACGCGAUCAAGAAGCGCAAGUACUUCACCAUGCCUGAGAUCCGGCGAUUCAUGGUCCAGACGUGUGGCGCCAUCAAGUACCUGCACCAGCGCAACAUUGUGCACCGCGAUCUCAAGACUGGCAACCUCUUCCUCGACAAGGACAUGAACGUCAAGGUCGGCGACUUCGGCCUUGCUGCCCUGCUCCUCUCCCAGAACGACUACGGCGCGAUUCGACGAACCACCAUGUGCGGCACACCGAACUACCUCGCGCCCGAGGUUCUCGAGAAGACAGGCAAGGGCCACGACGAGAAGGUCGAUCUGUGGGCGAUCGGCAUUAUGAUGUACACACUUGCCGUUGGUCGAGCGCCUUUCCACGCCGCAAAGCGCGAGGACAUCUACCGAAAACUGAAGGCGCGUGAAUACUCCUGGCCGGAUCCAACAAAGUGCGCAAACGAAAUUACCGACGACCUGCGCGACAUUGUAUCGUUGCUGCUCGUACACGAAGACGACAGGCCCACACCUGACCGCAUCGUAGCGCAUCCUUUCUUCAAGCUGGGAAUGAUCCCGUUGGACCUGGACAGCGGGUGCACGUCUAGGAUCCCUAGGUGGCCCAAGGAACGUGCGCCGUCAGCUUCGACCAUAAGACGAGGAUACACUGAGGAGUGGUGGACACUGUGCAAAGCCUCGGCCGUCGGCGAAUACGAUCCAGGGAAGACAUUCGGCGCAUACGGAAGCAGAAGGAAUAAGACGGUCGCUCGUGAUUGCCAGAAGGAGAUCGAGGCUGGCAAGCAGCCCAAUGUACCUUUCAGCAAGGAUGUCGUAUACGUACCGUUCCCUGCACGUGUACAAUGGCCACAUAAAGCUGCGCCUGGAGGACUGAGCGAGAUUUCAGAGGAGAGGGAAUCAUCACAAGAAGGCCAGGCGUUAGUGGAAACAUCCGGAAACGAUCGCCUGAACGGCCGCUUACCCCGUGUCAGGAAGGCGAUGCCGCCGCCAGCAUCGAAGGAGAAUGCGCCCAUGUCAUCCCAGGAGUCGAUACCGUCGACAGAGCCAGAGCUGGCCCGGAGAACACUGGACAAGGCACCCACAAGGUUACGGGCAGUACGCAAGAUUUCAAGCUCUGCUCCAGUCAGCGCAGCCACAGCGCCUGCGCCGGCGCCGGCGCCGGUGCCGGUUCGGGUACCGAGAGAGACGAGGACAACAACGCGAUCGCGCGCUGCGAAAGAGGGGCCGAAGAAGUCAUCUCAAGAGACAGAGACCGGACUCCCUGAUCUCCCACCUCUGCGCGCGAUGAAGAACAGCAUUCGAGUGACGGAGAACUCAGAGCCUGCGCCUCUGAAGACGACCAUCCGAGUGACGGAGAACCCGGAGCCUGCGCCUCUGAAGACGACCAUCCGAGUGACGGAAAACCCGGAGCCUACGCCUCAGUUCACGACUUCCACACGGGGCACCAAACUUUCGGCGUGUACAAAAAGCUCACCAAAAUUCCAGGCCCUCACGGCCGAACUCGCUGCCACAGAUCCUGUCACGGUGCUGGCGCGGCUGUACACAUUCCGCGACAAUCUCGCACGAGCGCUUGACAAGAAGCCGUCGAAAUGCAGGAGAGAGCAGCCUCCACAGCUGCCGUUCGUGACGAAGUGGGUCGACUACUCGCGCAGAUACGGAGUUGGCUAUGUUUUGGACGACGGUAGCAUUGGCACGCUGCUCACAGGGGAUGAGCAGAAUCCGGUGACAGCUGCGAUCGCGACAGACGGAUACAAGCAUCUGAAGAAGAACGGAAGAGACCGAGAGGCAGCGAAGAGCGUGGCUCUUGACCUGUACACGACGGUGAAGAAAGACAGAGGGCUCUGUCAAAUCGAGAUGCAGGAGCGUCGACGAACGGAGGAGAUUCGAACUGUGUGGCACAAGUUCGGAAAGUACAUGUGCGCGACGUUCGGUGACGAGGAGCUGGUGGUCAAGGAGGGACCCAAACAAUGCAACUUUGUCAAGUUCUACCAGCGACUGGGAAAUGUCGGCAUCUGGGGAUUCGACGACGGCUCUUUCCAGUUCAACUUCCCAGACCACACGAAGCUCGUGCUGUCGUCAGAUGGCGGGUACGCUACUUUCCUCUGCCUGCCAUGCGAGGCAACAGCACUCCUUGAAGCGACGGGCAACGUACCCUGGAGACACGUCAGGGCGCGCGAGACGCUCAAAGGAUCGCUGCAGCAGCUGCUGUACGGGUCAGCAGACAAGGCUGACGGAUACAAGGAGGUUACUCGAGGCAAUCAUCUGCGCGAGAAGAUUGAGUUCAUCUACGCAGUGGUCGAAGAGUGGGUGCGCGAGGGAGGCCUCGGCUGCCUCGUCGAACCCAAGAAGUACUCAUGGACAGGACCGCAGCUCGAGGAGACCAAACGGUUAGACUGGGCGAGCGUUGGGCGUUUUGGGGGCGACGUCUUCUCGUGAGAUUUCAAGGGUCGCGUUUUUUUAUUCCUCGGGUUGGCUAGCGACGGCGUUUUGGGUUUUCAGGCAUUCAUACUGGCACAGGCAUUUUGGUGGCGUCUCCGUCUUCGUUGACGAUGUUGUUGGGUUGAAGGCUCAUUUGCUGGGUCUUGCACAUGUGCAGGCGGCUGGGUCGGCGCAUUGUGCUUGUAGCAUAGUCAUCAUAGCACCCAUGCUAGGCAUC
Messenger RNA from Didymella exigua CBS 183.55, 3022 nucleotides. RefSeq names its product Pkinase-domain-containing protein. The transcript has 3 exons. Gene Ontology annotation, cellular component: centrosome; spindle pole body; spindle pole. The coding region runs from base 43 to 2802 and encodes 919 amino acids. The record is from RefSeq and is a predicted model, not a curated record. Gene Ontology annotation, biological process: protein phosphorylation; regulation of protein localization to mitotic spindle pole body; regulation of cytokinesis. NCBI's taxonomy places the organism in Eukaryota, Fungi, Ascomycota, Dothideomycetes, Pleosporales, Didymellaceae. Gene Ontology annotation, molecular function: protein kinase activity; ATP binding; protein binding.